Messenger RNA from Hippocampus zosterae (dwarf seahorse), 2600 nucleotides. RefSeq names its product Josephin domain containing 2 (gene josd2). Gene Ontology annotation, molecular function: cysteine-type deubiquitinase activity. The record is from RefSeq and is a predicted model, not a curated record. NCBI's taxonomy places the organism in Eukaryota, Metazoa, Chordata, Actinopteri, Syngnathiformes, Syngnathidae. Bases 339 to 914 code for a protein of 191 amino acids. Gene Ontology annotation, biological process: protein deubiquitination. The transcript is spliced from 4 exons.
UGACAACAACAACAACAACGCGCGAGCACUUCCGGGUUCUGGAUGGAGCUGUCAAGCGCCUAACACCGCCUUCUUGUUUUUGGCUGAGAAUCGCUUCGUCAUCAACUUAUUUCAUUUGCUCUCAACAACACGACACACUCGUUGAAAAAAAAACAAGCCAAACAAUUCCACGCCGUUUAAAAACAAAUUAUGUUAGACUGGUAGGCGUCCUUAUAGCCAUGUUUGCUAGCUAACAUGCCCAGCUAGCUCGGUGCUGCUGAUGUAGGCGCCAACGCGGUUGACUUUAGUUUGGUUGGGUUCCUAAAAAAAUAAAUCCUGCUGUUAUUUUUGCGACAAUCAUGAGCGAAGGGGGCGUUUUCCACGAGAAGCAGCGUCUGGAGCUGUGCGCCAUCCACGCGCUCAACAACGUGCUGCAGGAGCGGGUGUUUACCAAAGAGACGGCCGACGAGAUCUGCAAACGGCUGGCUCCACAGUGUGUGGUCAACCCACAUCGCUCAGUGUUCGGCACGGGCAACUAUGACGUCAACGUCAUCAUGGCGGCGCUCCAGAGCAGGGAGCUGGCAGCCGUGUGGUGGGACAAACGCAGGACGGUCCAGAGUCUGUGCAUCUCCAAGGUUCAGGGCUUCAUCUUGAACGUUCCUUCGUGCGUCUCGUUCGGCAUCCUUUCCCUGCCGCUGCUGCGGCGGCGCCACUGGCUCGCCGUCCGCCAAGUCAACGAGCAGUACUACAACCUGGACUCCAAGCUGAAGAGUCCCGUCUGCAUCGGCGGGGAAACGCAACUACGAACGUUUCUCAGCGAGCAGCUCUCUCAAGACGUAGCUGAGAUGCUCCUGGUGGUGCCGCGGGAGGUGGAGGAGGACGGAUCCUGGCUGAAGGCCGACGCCGCCGUUGAGGGGGCGAACAGGAUGGAUUGAGAGCAAAACAAAGGACUUUGUUUUUUGUUUUGUUGUUUUUUUUUAACACUUUAUGCCAGGAAAGUACAUUAUUCAGGGAACAAACGUUCGUUUGGAAAGCUUUUGUACAUUUUUUUUUCCACGUCGUUGCUAUCCAGUUUAAGGUCCAUGCACGAGUGCACUCUUUGUUCUCACUAGUAAGACAAAUCAGCAUUCUGCCACUUGUUCAUGUCUGCCUGUUACUCGUAUUCCAAGGUCAUAGGUGUCUCCUAGAAUUUGAUAUCACUUGUCGUUUUAGCAGCUCGCAGUUAGCGAGCGCACACACAGCUAUCGUAACGAGUGCGCCAAAGAGUCCACUACUCGUACACGGACCCGUCGCCGGAUAUCAAGGAUGUGAACGAAAUGCGCGACCGGCUUUUCCAAGACACAGUACACACUUGUGCACGGUUGACGCCAAGAUCCGAUGAUUGUAACUUUUUUCCUCUGCAGCUAAAGUCGCGCGGGAAGCCAUCUUAGACUCGACGCUCAAACGGUUUCGUGGUACAAAGUGCCGACAUGAUGUCAUCAUAUUCCUACUACGACUACUAAUAACAGUGGUGGCUCAUGAUUGUAACGAAGAAGACUCAUUCCAAAACACUGAAACUGUUCGGUUUUUGUUUCUAGCGAGGCAAAAGAACAGUUUUACUUCAGUCGUUGUCCAACUUGUUUUGCCGUGACGGUCAAGCUAGCAACGUAUCAAAACAACAGCAACGAAUUAGCUCAGUCGCACGCCCGUUCCAGGUGUCUCCUUUCGAUCUAUGCAUAGCCGACGUGCGUGUCCGUCUGCGGUGCGCACUUGUGACUUAUUGACUGACAACCUAAGUUUUUAAUGGUUGACAUUGUUUAUAAUAAACUUUGGUUGUUGUUUUAACACUCGGGCCUUGCUUGAUUUGACUUUUCAGCAACACGUUCAGAUAGCCCGUACGUACUCGGUAAGAUUGUCUGUUUUUUGGGCAAUUGGAACAGAAUGUAAAGAAUUAAACUCUUUUAGAUGACAUGCAGUAUAUGGACACGGUUGCGGCUUCUUUGUAGGCUGCAGUCGUAGUUGUCGUUCUUCACAGAGGAGAAAGAAUAUGUCUCUGAAUAUUGCUCUGUUAUCGGUCUACACUUGUUCUUUUUUUUUUGUUUAACUGUCACUCUCCUCUGCACAGACGCAGGGACACAAACGUACUGUAUUACAUUGCCUCGAAUGAUGUUCACCAUUUUGAUUUGCGAACAUAAAAUGUCUGCUACAUCCCUCGUUUCACUACAUUUGCAUCAACACCACAAAACUGGUCCAAAAAUAGGACAUGAGAUGGACACACGUCAGAGGGUUCAAUGUGCAUCUUUGCGGAGUUCAACGACGGCCAAAAACACGUUGAGCGUGAGAGGUUAUUGUUACAUUUUUUUUUAUUACUGUUAUUCAUAUUAGACUCUUGAGUGUAAAAGGAUGCCAUUCAAAAGGAGCAUUGAGAGUACAAACUCAGUUGGGGGGGGUUAACACGGUCGAGUGGGAGGGCUUGAGGAGGACUCAAUGAAAUCUCCAACAUACCGUAAUAUACACACACACGCACGCACAAAAAAAAAAACAAUUGCGGAGACCCAACGCUGUGCUCUGCAGCGGAUAUAGAAAAAGUCUACACACCCCUGUUCAAAUGGCAGGCUUUUGUGAUCUUAAAAAAAUAAAAA